AAUAACAAUAACUUUAUCACGUCAACGGGACGACCUAUUUCACCCUGGUCUUUCGAAAUCACCUCAGAAAUCCCCCAGAUCUAUUUUAGGAUGCCAAUCUCCCCGGUAUGUCCAGUUUGUGCGCACACUGGGCGGAGAAAUAGAGCAUUAACAAUACCAGUAGCUUUCGUUUUCAAACGGAAGCUUGGGAUAAAAUGCGCUUCAGUGGAUGAGUAUAUAUUAUGCUGACUCCACCCAAUCACGUACUGCGGAAAAUAAUUGAUCCUCGUUCACCGUAUCCUCUAGCAUGAUUAUAGCAAACCUUUUUAAAGGACUGUCUACAUCAAAAGUAACAUACAACAAACUUUGGUUAUACAUUACGGACACCAGAACGUCGAAUGCGGCGCAUGAUCUCUGACUUCGAUUUUAUCAGCAUUUGGCCACAGCGAAGAGAGUGUUCUGUUCUUGUUACCCAGAAGUCCACGCAAGUCCUGAAAAUGGUGCAAUUGCUGAGCCGCUUCUCGCUUCUCAUAAUCGUUCUUUUCGGAUUCUCAAGACAGAUGUACCCGGCUACAGCGGGGGUGAUCCCGCUCGGAGAAAAUGGAACUUCGUUAGAAUGUGGCAAAGGUUUCUACAGAAAAAUCACGUACCUGGCAUCGGGACGAGAGAGUCACGAGUGUAUGCCGUGUUCAAACUGCCCAUGUGGUGUUAGAACAAUGCGAGAGUGUAACUCUACGAUGGAUACUGUAUGCGCUCAACAGUGUGAAGAUCCAAGUGCUGUCAUCAACCGAACUCUGUGGGCAUGUGUCUCAUUGCUUGGAGAAGUUGAAAAGUGCUCCCAUAGCAAACAAAGUGUCAACCAGAGCAAUGAUUACCCGACAACAAUGACAGUAUCAACCUUUACUUUGGAGAACGUCACUGCAAGAUCAAAAGGAAAUAUAUCACCCAUUCGUGCAUUCGGCAUCUCUUCGGGAGUCGUCACAUUUAUCGCCCUCGGUUCAGCGGCGAUCAUUUUGAUUGCCCGUAGAAGAGGUUAUCUCAAUGCUUCCCCAAACAAGCUUUGCUGUACACGGACAUCUCCACCUCAACCUAGUACAAUAAACCAAAGGAAGGUUUAUAAAUAUACACUUACUCCCCCGGCUUUGGUUCCGAACGGGUGCGGAAAUUUCAUGGAUAGAUCGAGCACUGUCUGGACUCCUACGGAUAACAUACUGAUUCCACUUUGGGAUUCAUUCAUGGCAGAUGAAGAACUGAUGAAGCCCUUAGAUCUUCCUUUGGCUGAAGAUAUUAAUGUAAAUACAGAUGGAGAGGACCCUUACUGGUUAGUGAUGCGUGGCUGGUUCACUCCCCAAGGUGGCGUGCUCCGAUGCAACGAAUCGGAUGUCUUCUUAGAAAUUCCACCCGGGGCCAUACCGCAAGAUAUAAAGCGACAAGAGAUAGUAGCAAAAGUGGCUUUGGUCACAUCCAGAUUCGACUUCAAGCUUAAGAAGGAUGAGGUGUCCCUGUCUCCAGUAGUUGAACUCCUUUCGCCUGGACUUGCUUCUUUCGAGAGCAGGGUAGUCAUCCACAUACCGCAUCGAGCGCGCAUGGACCCUGAUUGGAAUUUUAAGGUUCACUAUACCCGUUCUCACGGAAAGACAGAAGAACCUUGGAAAACAAUCGACGAAGGUGUUGAGAACCGUCGCAGUUUUUCCUUAAAGCCUUUCCACUCAGAUGUUACUUUUCGGACGAACGAAACUCACUUUGUCAUAGAAACCACGCACUUCUCGAAAUACGCCUGCUCCGGUUGCGGCAAGAAACGGCACCUAAAUCUAGAGGCGCUGGUCUCCGCAAAAUAUCUGAAUCUGCCUAAUCGCCAACAGGUUGACUUGAACUGCUACAUUGCGGAUACUAUCAAAGACUACUGGCAUCGGGUCAAUGAAAACGAAGGACAGCGCCCUCGCUCGGAGAGGCAUCCUAUUCAUUUGAAGAGCAAAGAGCCACUUGUAGUUUCUCUCUUGACGGAAAGCGAGUCUGAACGAGGAGGUGGUGAAUGGGUACCAUGGACUCUGGGAGGACAUAGGCCAACAACAGUGGCGAUUCCAAUGCGGAAUAUUGUUCGAUGUUGCUCCGAUGCCGUGCCGUACUUUGUGACGUUUUCAUUGAGACCAAAGACAUCAAACAGCCCGUCGAUGACAUCGCAUCUCUUCGAGUCGGCGGUUUCUUACAAACAGAAGGAGACCGGUUUGGACCUACCCAUUACAAUUGCCUUCGAUCUGAGAGGGCACGCCUGCAAUACCCAUUCAUCAGUGUCAUCAACUCCUGGCAUCAUCAGUCCCACCCUCGUGAGAAAAGUGGCUGUUCAAAUUCCCUUGAAUAAGUGGAAAGAUUUAUGCCGCCGUCUCCUCGUCGGUGAUAACCACAUCGAAUCCCUGAUCGAAGAGCUGCAGACGAAGCAUAAUGACGUCAGCGAGGUGAAGUACCAGAUGCUUCUUACGUGGCGUCAAAUGAAAGGGAAGGAUGCCACCUGCUAUAAACUGAGUCAGUCGUUGAGGGCGUGUGGUCUUGUAAACAUUGCCGAAAAUGUAGACGAUGGUUCCCUCGAUGUCGAUAUGGAUUCGCAAAGUUUGUCGGAUGUAUAGCGACUUUAUUACACCCUGUAUUGACGGAAAUAUUAAGGCAUUUGUUUCUCUUGAUCAUUAUGUUUUGUGUAGCAAGUUACCGAUUUAUGAAACCGGAUACUAUAGUUAGGCAUUUGAUUUUCUAGAACAUACACACUUUAAAUGUUGGGCAACACACUGUCCACUGUGUUGGGUAAUGUAUUCUUUUUUUAAUUUGUUUCCCUUCCACAAGGAUUUAUUAUUAUUCAAACAU
Molecule: messenger RNA, 2832 nt
Organism: Lytechinus variegatus (green sea urchin)
Lineage: Eukaryota; Metazoa; Echinodermata; Echinoidea; Temnopleuroida; Toxopneustidae
Exons: 7
Coding region: 378-2600 (740 amino acids)
Biological process (GO): netrin-activated signaling pathway
Cellular component (GO): membrane
Molecular function (GO): netrin receptor activity; protein binding
Source: RefSeq, a predicted model, not a curated record